CGACAAUAACACUCUGUUGAGUGCACUAUGAUCUUGGAUAACCACAAGGCUGCUCUCCGGUUGAAGGGAAGAAACAUCCACUAUGAAUCCCAUAUAUAAAGAUUCAAGACCUACGUCGAUUUCCGCAACUUCCCGCUCGAAAUUGAAUGCCUUCCGAUACAAUAACAAAGAUGGAUGUGCUCCGGACAUGCCGCCCUCGAAGGCUUCCCCCCAGAAAACCCAGGAGGGUCAUGCGAACAAGGAAAAUCAAAAUUCAUGGUUAAAUGGUGUGAUGGAACAAAUCCAGACAAGUCCAAAUAAAGCGCAGCCCGCUCUCGAGUCGGCAGAGACAACGGCUGUCAAAGAGUGUCCACAGACACCAGGAAACAGAAUUCCGCUGGCAGACCUUAUUGGUAAUGCAGAGGACGCUUUCAGCCGAGCUCCUGUAGGACAGGAGUUUACUCCGGAGGACUAUGUGAUUUGGCAACAUGCUCCCGCGAGUUCAAACCCGGAUACUAUGUCGCAAACACGUGCAACGCAGAGCAAGAAGCGUCGCCAUAGCUCAUCCCCAAGUAGCUCGCCUUUGGCCGGGAAUUCCAAAGGAGCGCAGAAGGGCUCCUUUGACUUGCAAGCCUUUCAAACAUUGCUUAAGACCCCGCAGAGUGAUCUUGCGACCGACCUAUGGAAUAAUUAUGUGGCUAAGACAAGUACGAAUGGUGUUUCAGGCCUUCAGCAGCCACAUUUUGCAAAUCUCCUAGCAUCUUCACCACAUACCCCCGGAUCGGCCCGGAUUGGCUCUGAUUCAGCUGGGUUGAGACGUUCGAAUAGCUGCAAUGCCGAAUGGCCCAGCUCUAAAGCUAAAAGAAGGAGAAUUGAUGGAGAAAGCGUUGGCAUUGGUCGUACCAUAUUUUCACGGUCACGCAGUAAUAUAAUGGUCCCAAAGGAUUUCAAGGCAUCCAAUUUCAGCUCGCUUGUGAAAGAGAUGGAAAGGAGCCUCCAAAAUGCCCCUAAUCGACAAUCAGAGACCUCCAAGAUGCCGCCUGAGCCAGCCCGCGAUAAGGUACGGCGAGGUCGCUCAGCAUCUCCACCGGAUUUUGGAGCUUCUCAUCGUGCCGAGGGAAAAUCGACGCACCAAAAGGGAACACCGUGUGGCAUCCGCCGGGUUUCAAAAGACAAGGUAGCAUUACAAGAAUCUUCAUCUGAUUUUGGCGACGAUGACUUGGAUCAAGAUUUCCUUGAUCUCGCGGAAGCCUCUCUGGACCCGUUUGUUGAGAACAAAAAGAAUGUUUAUACCAUGGUCGAGAACACCCAGCGGCAGUUUAAUUUACCUUCGAAUAAAGCAGACGAUGACUCCUUUAGCGAGGCAAAUCGCAAAGCGCUUCUAAAGGCGAAAGGGAAGUCCCCAAAUACGGCCAACUACACCCUUGAUGUUGAUGAGUUUGAUGACGAGUUUGAUGGACUUUCAGAUAACAUAGAUGAGAUACUCGCGGGAUGUGAUGAAACGCCUAGCAGCAAGUUCUCCCGAGCCAUCCAACAAAGGCCACCACCAGCUUACUCUCCUCUGCGCGCAAGCGCAACGACAACUGAAAUUCGCCAAGAAGCGAAUCACUAUAUAUCCUCUGGUGAUGAGUUCGAUGACUUGGACUUGGACUUGGACUGCUUGCUACAACCAGGUGAAGAUAACACAAAAGAUGUUCGCGGCUCUUAGUGGAUGUGUCUAUAGAUAUUCGCUAAGUAAAUAUAAAUAGAAAAAUAGCAGCCGUCAAGCUAUCAAACGUUAUUUGAUCGUGGAUACAGCUGAAUCUACAUAUGUUACCCCAAAGGGGCGCACACAGGCAGAAAAGGUUCGCUAUUGCAGAGUC
Messenger RNA from Aspergillus ochraceoroseus IBT 24754, 1841 nucleotides. RefSeq names its product bifunctional ATP-dependent DNA helicase/ssDNA endodeoxyribonuclease DNA2. The transcript is spliced from 2 exons. Bases 83 to 1687 code for a protein of 534 amino acids. The record is from RefSeq and is a predicted model, not a curated record. NCBI's taxonomy places the organism in Eukaryota, Fungi, Ascomycota, Eurotiomycetes, Eurotiales, Aspergillaceae.